CCCGGGGGCUCGCCGGAGCGGCCCCUGGCAACGGGGCGGGGCGGCCCCAGCCCGGGUUCGCGGUGGGGUCUGGGGCGGCGGAGCCCGGGGGAGAUGACGCCGAUGUCAGUGUCCCGAUACAGCGGCGUAGCUCCCUAGGCCCUUAUAUGGUGGCCAUACCCCCGUCCCUGGGCCACCCCGGCGCCAGGUGUCCCGGGCUCGGGGUUCAGCGCCUCAGCUUGAUUUGCUCCGGCCCCUGGGACCAAUGGAUUUAUCAUAACCCUUACUGUUAAGUAGUGCUAAGAUACAAACGAAAUUUAAAAAUCUAUCUGGAAUUCAGUGACAUCCAAUACAGGCACCAGUGAAUAUGUCAUUCAGUCAAACUAGACCUCCAACAUCAGAGUUGGUAGAGCUUCAUGUUUUUUAUGUCCCAGAAGAAGUGUGGAACUUCACAUUAAAUACAGUUUCUGCAGCUCUUACUAGCAAAUUCAUUUCAGCUGGAUUUAUAAGGGUGCCUCGUCAUGUCACAUUGAGAGCACUGCGGGAGCAGCUUGGAGACUUCCUGGGUGAAGAUGCUGUUGCAGAUAAGUUUAUAUUUCUGAAACAUAUAGGGAAAAAAGCUAGCAGUGGUGAAGGCAAAACAAGAAACAGAACUGAAACUCAAGUUAUUUGCUCCCCCACAUGCACUUCAUCCCGAAUUAUAUUUGCUUCCUGGAGUGGACCACUUAGAAAUUGCUUAUUCAUCAUCAACAACUCCAGAUACACAGCACUUAAUGUAGAAUCCCAUAGGUCUCCCCAUGGACCAAGUACUUUAAAUCUUCCAAAGAAAAAGCCUGAAAAAAGUCCAACAUUUCUAGAAGGUCCACUGAAACAUACUCUCAGGCAGAAUCAGGAAGAUUCUAAUUCUUUAGGAUGGAGUGAAACAGAAAAAGAAAUGAUUCCAGUUUUGCACAUAAAACCUGAACAAAGCCUGAACAACAGGACUCAGGAAAAAAAGAUUCCAUAUAGAAGGAAAGACCAAAUUGAAUCCAAUGGAUCUCUCCACAUACCAAGUGGUUUAAAUCCCACAAAGUGGGAAUCUGGAAAAAAUCCUACAUCUUUGGAAAGUGCUCAGAAAAAUCAUCUCAGCCAGGAUCAGAAAGAAUCUAAUACACUUAGCUGGAGCCAGAAAGACAAAGGGACACUUUCAGGUCAUCAUGUAAAACAGAGCAUUGAACAAGCCAAGAACAAUGAGACUCAGGAAAAUCACAUUCCCCCUGGAAGAAAAGAAGAAAUCUCUAUAGUGAUGGGUGAAAAUGUGGAAAACAGAUGCAAUCUAAAAGCUAUCAGGAUGGGAAGAAACACUACAGGGGAUUCCGAAAUUCCAGAAUCAUUGGAAGAUGGAGACAAGGAAUAUUUGCACAGUAAGAAAAGGCCUCAGCAGUCUGGAAUUAGAGAAUCUGUGGCUGAUAUUGGUAUCAAACAGGAUGAUAAGACAGAUAAGAAUAACGUAAAUCAUCUUGAGUAUUCAAGUCAAUACAUUUCUCCUCCUCCUCCACCGGCUCUUUCUAUAAACAGAGCUCAAGUUCCCAUAUUUCAGACAGAGAAAAGCAAGAUGGUUGAACAACUGAAACAAAUGAAGGCAGAAAGAAGGCACAUGGAAAGAACUAGAGAGGAACUGGUUAAAAAAGUCAAAAGUUUGCUUGAACAAAAUAAGCUGAGGAGAUAUCAUGCCCGUGAUGCAUGGAAAAAGAAAUACUUUGAAACUAAGAAAGCUACCACUUCAUUGGAGGACAUUUUAAAUAAACUGCGACAAGAUUUAGAGCUUUACUACCAAAAGUUACUGUUGCAGCUGGAAGCCAGAGAUAUCAGGAAACAACCAAACAAUUUAACACACAUUGCAAACGCCAAGAACACCACAAUCAUCCAGAUUACAACAGUGCAGCACGAAAUUGAUCAACUGAAGAGAAAGCUGGAUAAUACAAAAAUGAAACUCAUAAUAGAAAUUAAGAUGAGAAAGCAGGCAGCCUCUGAUUUACGAGCAUUGAGAGCAGAGCUGGCACAGAAGAAAAUUCAGUCAUCUUUAAUACUCCAGUCUGAAACACCAAUAUUUUAGAAGGAUUACAUUACUUGGGAUUGUGUAAUAUAUUCGUAUAGAAGCUCAACAUGUCAGUAGCUGGCUUUAUAUUCCUAUACUUUUCUUGUAAAGAGACUUCUCAAUAUGUAAGAUAGGAUAAUUGUAUAUGUUAAAAUAGAUGUAUAUCAUUUAUUUAAAAUGCCCUAAAAUAUCUCAAGCUAAUAAUUGUAACUUAGUUGUAAUUCACUUAUACUUAUAAAAUAUGCAGUUUAACCUAUUAGCGUGUUUAUUUUUGACUACAAGCUAAUCAAAUGUAAAGAAAUGGCAUUACAUUUUUUUCAAAUAGUGAAUUAUGUUAUUUUAUAUAAUGAAGCUCAAUAUGGAAUUGCAAUUUGAACUAGUAUACCCAAAAUUGUGGAUAAAAAUGUAUUUUUGGUUUUUUUGAAGUACAUAUAGCUUAAUCAGUUUAACCCACAAAAUAGUCAGCAAUUUUUACAGGACUGGGGCAGCAAAAAUCUGAUUUCAGAUACCUACCUCAUUGUGCUUUGAAAUUCAAGCAUUGUAAUAACAUCAGUCUUGUAGUUUCUUUUCCCUCUCUUAAGUGUAGCUGCACUGACAAUCAAGUGCCCUUGUCCUAGCCAUGAGGUUGUGAAUAUGAUCAUGGUCAGACUUACAUGAAAGAAAAUGUUGAGCAUACAGUAUUUAUUAACCAAGUUCAGACUGGAGGCAACAGGCAUGUUCCUGUACGGAGUAUCAGUUCUCUGGAAGGGAACUAGUACCCCUUCCAUGUUAGCUUUUUCCACUCUCUCCUCCUUGCUCCCUGUUACAAAAGGGUAUUAUAUCUAGCAAAGCAGGACGCUGCAAGAGCUUAAUGUGAAGCAGCCACAAAACUGACAAGGCUAAACUAAAUUAUUUCAAGUGACAAACAGACAGGAUGUCAAAAUAGGAUGUGAAAGUUCUUGCAACACUUUCAAAAGGAGGAACUCUAAAUCUUGUGAGCUAUACAACCUCUCUGUCUCCAACAUAAUCCUUCUUUAAAUCCUUUCAUAAAGCCUUCCCAACAAAUGAACCAACCCCUGUUCUACUUCAAGAUUGGAACCUAAAUCCUAUGAAUCUGAACUGUAUUGUCUAGGACCAAUUUAGAUUUCAAACUCUAGAAGGAAGGGACUGUCUUUUUUCUAUUUAUACAGCAUGAAACACACUAACGGUAUUUAAUAAAUAAGAGCAGAGGACUGGACUUUGGGUUCUAUUCUCUGUGAUACA
Dermochelys coriacea (leatherback sea turtle) is the source of this 3298-nucleotide messenger RNA. It is a transcript of the gene SPATA1, whose product is annotated as spermatogenesis associated 1. NCBI's taxonomy places the organism in Eukaryota, Metazoa, Chordata, Testudines, Dermochelyidae. The record is from RefSeq and is a predicted model, not a curated record.